GGGGUGUUCGCAGACUGAAGGAGCAAUUCAACCAUAGAGACGCCACUCAUUACUAAAUAGAUUCAUAGUGGUCUUCUUAGAUCACUGGACACUCAUCGGAUACGGGGUUUGUUAUCGUGUCUUUUCCCCAAAGGAUUGCCAACUCGACUCCUCUCGUCAAAAGUUUCUAUAUGCGGGGGAAGCUUCUCCUAAUGGUAGGUCCACCCUGUAGCAAGGGUCCCUCGGCAUCGACCGCUUUUUCAACCUGAUAAUGGCUGGCGAGUCUUGCAGUUAAAUACAAGGUAUCCAUUAUCCCUUCUCCUGGUUGCACACAAGUCUCCUAGAGUCCUCUUUGUCACAUCCCUUGUCUGAUCUUGAUGCCAAGUGAACAUUUGCAAACAUGGCCGGAUCGCCUAUAGUGGCUAUAUCAGCGAUUGUCUUGUCAAUUACCUUGUUAUAUAAAUGUAUUGUGUAUCCCCUAUUCCUCUCACCACUGUCCAAGAUCCCCAAUGCGCACUGGACAGUUCCUAUAUCUCCUGCUUGGAUGCUCUGGAAGCGUUUCCGGAGUCAAAACAACCGGACCAUCCAGGCUGCCCAUGAAAGACUUGGGCCGAUUGUGCGGCUUUCCCCAUCAGAGAUAUCCAUCAAUUGUGUUGAAGGUGGUAUCAAAACCGUUUACACAGGCGGAUUCGAAAAGCAUGAAUGGUAUCCACGGGUCUUCGGGUCACUCGGUACCGUCAGCAUGUUUACCAUGAUUGGCAGCAAGCCCCAUUCUGUUCGUAAAAGGAUGUUAUCUAAUAUUUAUAGCAAGUCAUACUUGCAGUCCUCGCCUCAUAUGCGUCUGAUCUCGGAGACUAUUUUGUUCGAUCGCCUCUUUCCAAUGAUCCAAGAAGCAGUCUCCUCAAACGCGCCUAUGGAGGUCCAUGAUCUCAAUCAGGCACUCGCCAUAGACUUUGUAUCAGCGUAUCUCUUUGGCUUGGCGAAUGGAACCAACUGGCUUCAAGAUGAACCCUUCCGGCAGAGGAUGCUCCACUACUACCAGGGCAGGAAACCGUAUGAGUUCUACCACCAGGAAGUUCCUGGCCUUGUAUCCUGGACGAAGUCCAUUGGUAUUCCUUUGAUUCCUAGAUGGUGCGAUGAGGCCAAUGCGGCGCUUGAUGCUUGGUGUUUAGACCUCUGUGACAGAGCAGAACAAUGCCUGCAAUCAACCGACGCCGGUGUCGAGCCUGUGGCAUACAAGCAGCUCCAGCAAGCAAUGAUAAAGCAGUCCUCACAAAAGGGAAACACAGAAGAGAGCCCGGAGCAACAGCGGAUCGAGAUUGCCUGCGAAAUGUAUGACCAGCUCACUGCUGGUUUUGAAACCAGCGCAGUCGCCCUCACUUACCUGUUCUGGGAGCUUUCUCGUCAUCCGGACCUGCAAGAAGAGCUGCGGAAAGAGCUCUUGACGCUCGAGCCUAAGAUUCUGUUUCCCCCACCUAGUGCGUCAAGGGGCCUGCCUCAGGCAAAAGCGGUUGAUUCAUUACCUCUCCUUGAGGCCGUAGUUACGGAAACGUUACGCCUGCAUGCCCCAAUCCCUGGAAUACAGCCUCGUGUCACACCUUAUCCAUCCUGUACCCUGGCUGGGUACAGCGAUAUCCCUGCAAACAUCAGAGUUAAUGCGCAGGCAUACUCGCUCCAUCGCAACCCUGAUGUGUAUCCGGAUCCUGAGGCAUGGCAGCCUAAGCGGUGGCUUAAGGGUGUCAACUCGGAUUCCGACCUCGAAGAAAGAAGGCGGUGGUUCUGGGCCUUCGGGAGUGGCGGAAGAAUGUGUGUUGGAAGCAAUCUGGCCUUGCAAGAAAUCAAACUAGCAACGGCGGCCAUCUACAGCAACUACAAGACGUCCAUCGUAGACGACGAAAACAUUGAAGCAAUCGACGCCUAUACGAUUAAGCCCCGCGGAGAUAAACUGGUGUUGAAGUUUGAAGCUGCGUAGAUCGUGUCCAAGUGUUGACAUGCCC
Aspergillus pseudonomiae is the source of this 1976-nucleotide messenger RNA. RefSeq names its product cytochrome P450. The record is from RefSeq and is a predicted model, not a curated record. The transcript is spliced from 3 exons. NCBI's taxonomy places the organism in Eukaryota, Fungi, Ascomycota, Eurotiomycetes, Eurotiales, Aspergillaceae. Bases 380 to 1951 code for a protein of 523 amino acids. Gene Ontology annotation, molecular function: iron ion binding; monooxygenase activity; heme binding.